Cucumis melo (muskmelon) is the source of this 2295-nucleotide messenger RNA. Its product is annotated as probable inactive poly [ADP-ribose] polymerase SRO5. Gene Ontology annotation, molecular function: NAD+ poly-ADP-ribosyltransferase activity. The record is from RefSeq and is a predicted model, not a curated record. NCBI's taxonomy places the organism in Eukaryota, Viridiplantae, Streptophyta, Magnoliopsida, Cucurbitales, Cucurbitaceae. The coding region runs from base 676 to 1842 and encodes 388 amino acids. The transcript is spliced from 5 exons.
GGAAGGGUAGGGAAGGGAAGGGUAGGCUAAUGGGAUACGGAGUUACCGCCUUCAAGGCACAAGCUUUGAAAUAAAAAAAUCAAAUGGGUUUCAACCAAAAACUAAUAGCGCACCGCCCAUCUUAAUCUUCAUAAACCGUCCAAUUCUUCUUCAAAAUUCUUAAUAACUGACAAAUUCCCUCUUCUUCUUCUUCUUCCUCUUCUCCAAGUAACAAUACCUUCUUAUUACUCCUUCUUCUCCUCCUCCCCCCUCCACUACUUUCAUCUUCUUGCAUUCAAAUUUUCAUCAUCCUCUUUUCAAUAUAUCCAUUUCUUUCUCACUUUCAUACGACGUACCCAUUACCCUUUCUUGAUCCUUAAGUUUCUUUCUCUUCACCGACUUCCGAUUGGCGGUCAUGGCUUUCUUUUCUUCUCCCCUACGGUUACUGGGUUGUAUUUAGUUUUCCUAAUCUUCAUUUUCUUUCUUCAAUUGGGUUUCUGGGUGUCUUUGAUUUUCUUCUUCUUUUCAUUAUUUUAGCCACUGGGUUCGUUGUUCUUUGGUUUAUGAUUGAUUUUGGUUUCUGGGUUGUCUUCUUUCGGAUGUCUCUGUUUUAGAUAUCUGAGUUCUUCUUUUUUUUUUUUUUUUUCCGUCUUUGUUUUAGUACUCUGUUUUCCUUCUUAGUUGUGUUUCUAAUCGAUGGAGAACAAUCAGGAUCAAUGUCAGUUACAGUUUCAGCAAUUUGGAAACGAUCACCGUUUUGAGAAUGGAAUUGAGGUUUUUGUGGGUUCUUCCAAGAAUACAGGAAACGAUGACUUCUCCGAUCGAUUUUCCGACGCCGGAGAUUCUUCAACUGGUCAUGAUCAGGACUCGGUGGUUUCGGAUUCUGAAAGUGGAAUUUCAGGGCCGAGUAUGGAGCAAUUGGAAUGGCGGAAUGAGGGGUUGGUAAAACUUGUUGAAGAAGACAAAAUUUACGACCUAAUCAAGAGAAGGUUCCUUACUGGUUUGGGUUUACUUGGUCCGCAAACUACGGUCUCGGCCGUUUACAAGAAUAGUCAUUCGACUCAUAUUGGGCAAGCCCGUUUACACACGUUUCAGAUUUACUCGCAAGCAGUUGAGAAGAAAAAUAGCGGUAAUGCCAAUGUCAAGUACGCUUGGUUGGGGGCUUCUAAAGAUCAAAUCAAUAGCAUUCUCGACUAUGGUUUUUCCCAUUGCAACAAGCCUGAGAGUUCGCAGUUUCUUGGCUCUGGCAUUUAUCUCUCCCCUGAUAAUCAUCCUCUUGAAAGCCUGGAAGAUACUGUUGUCGAUGGAGAUGGUUUAAGGCAUCUAUUGCUCUGCCGUGUUGUAUUGGGGAAAUCAGAGCUUAUUCAUCCUGGUUCUAGACAGAAUCAUCCAAGUUGUGAAGCUUUUGAUUCAGGUGCUGACGAUCUCUUUGCACCAAAGAAAUACAUAGUUUGGAGUACACACAUGAACACCCACAUCUUGCCCGAGUAUCUAAUCAGUUUUAGAGCUCCCCCUCGCUUGAAAGGAACUUUGAAGGCUAGACAGCCUUUCAGAAUGCCAACCUCCCCUUGGAUGCCAUUUCCAUCUCUGAUUUCUGUUCUCUCUAAGUAUCUACCUGCUCCUGAAAUUGCUAUGAUCACCAAGUAUCACAAAGACCACAGGGAUCAUAAGAUUUCAAGGCAUGAGUUGAUUAAGCGAGUGAGGCUGAUAGCAGGGGACAAGUUGUUGAUACAUGUAAUCAAAUCAUUCAGGACACAGGAAAGUAAUGGGGAUGUUGGAUUCGAAGGAAAGGGAAGUAGAGAUGGAGCAAGAAAUGGACAGAAAGCAGCAGGGAAUAUAGGUUCACCAAUUUUGUUAGAGUAGUUGGAUUGGGAGAAGUUUGCAGUUUCUGUUCUGUUACGAACGACAAAAGUUUGGAGCACAAGCAAAGUAGGAAAGGAUUCAAGGAACGAGUUUGAAGCGAAACCAGUGGCUAAAACUAACAUUUUAUCCUCUUCACCAUACUGUACAGCAAACGUUUGUUUUGUGAUUGGAAGAAUUAGCAUUACCAGCAAAAUGUUGUCGUUAUUGCUUUUACUUUAGAAAAUAAGAAAAUGUGUUUCUGCUUUUAAGACAGUUCUAUCUUUCUUAGAUCCACGAGGAUUCUCUCUUUUCCUUGGAUGAAUAUGGUUUUUGUGGAGAUAAGAGCAGGGUUUAACAUGGACCUCAACCUAAAAUGAUGUUUGCUCUUAUGUAAUGUGUGGAGAUGUUUGGGUUCAUAAUAUGUAAUUAUUAGUGGAUAAAAAGAUGAAAAGGGAACUCAUUUUGUUUGGUUUA